Condylostylus longicornis is the source of this 1541-nucleotide messenger RNA. RefSeq names its product disks large-associated protein 4 (gene vlc). Gene Ontology annotation, cellular component: glutamatergic synapse; postsynaptic specialization. Lineage: Eukaryota; Metazoa; Arthropoda; Insecta; Diptera; Dolichopodidae. The record is from RefSeq and is a predicted model, not a curated record. The coding region runs from base 298 to 1182 and encodes 294 amino acids. Gene Ontology annotation, biological process: signaling. Gene Ontology annotation, molecular function: molecular adaptor activity. The transcript has a single exon.
AAACGCCUCAAUACGUACUAAAUAGAAAAGAAAGUGGUAUUAAAAAAAUCAUUGAAUUUAUCAUUCAUGAAAAUAUAACGAACAGGCUAAUUAUUCGCAAAAUGGAAUAUUAAAUAGAUUCCAUCAUUGGGGAGCAUAAAUUAUUUUAAAUUAUCUCACAAUUUAAAUUUCUAAUAUUAAUUUUACAAGAAUAUCGGUAUUUUAAAUAAACUGUACAUAGAAGAGUAAUAAUAAAUCUAUAAAUAUUUCAAUAAAAACAAGCACUCAAAAGUUAUUUUAAACAGUAUUUUAAAAACUAUGGAUGAAGUAAAUAGCACAAAAUACGGGAAGGAAAAAGCAAACAACAAUAGUGAAAUUAAAAACAUUUACAAAAUUCCAGAUAAUUAUUCAACAUUACAUAGUAUGUCUGAAAUAAAAAAAUGUGUUGAGAAGAUUUCUAGCUUACAAAAAGUGUUAAAAGAUAGCUCAAGUAAUUCUAGAUCUUCAUUUGAUCAAGUAGAUAGAUCGAUAAAUAUAAAUUCAAUUGUUCCACAAGGUUUUACCAAAGAUACUAAUGACAUUGUAAUAACUACUGAGCAAAAUGCAGAUGGAAAACAUUUUUUAGAAAUUUUAAAAUCAGAACAAAAUAGAUUAAUUGAAAAGGCAGAAGAAUUGGAAGCUGAUAUUAUUAUUUUGUCUCAGGACGAGAAAAAAUAUGAAGAAGUUUUAGGGUUGCUUAGAUCAGCGUCUGGAAAAUCUAGAUUGUUGGUAUCGCAAAAAAUGACGCAAUUUGAAGGUUUAUGUCACAAUAAUAUUAACCAAGCUCCUAGUGAAAAAUUUCAAACCACCAAUGAAGACUUGCAAGGUUUUUGGGAUAUGGUAAAGUUACAAAUUGAUCAUGUUGAUUCAUUAUUCAAAGAAAUUCAAACACUUAAAAAUAAUAAGUGGAUAUUAAAGACAAACUCAAUUUCUGAAGAAGAUGAUAAUACGAACUUAGUAAAGUUAUCCACUAAAAAGUCAACAAAAUCACAAGGUCUUCGGGCAAAAAAAUCAGAUAAAUUGCUUCAGGACAUUAAUGGAACUAAAAAAGAAGAUGCUCGUCGUAAGGAAUUACUGGAAUUAAAACGUAGGGCAAAAAAUGCAAUGCAAAACCAAGAAACCCAGAAACCAAGUGAUUCUAACACGCUUGAGUUUUUCUUUUAGUACGGUGUGCUUCUGGAAAAUAAAAAAAAAACAAGUGUCCUAUUUAACUUUCGAAACGAGAUUAGAAAUAGAAUUUUUCGCUGGUUAAACAGUAUUUGAUUUUUAUUUUAUGCGAAUUUGUAUUUUCGUUUCAAUGUCCGGUAUAUACACUUAAUUUUUUAUGGUAAUCCAAUAAAAUUUUGAUAAAAUUUGUAUUUGAACCGAUAAAAAUUGAAAGGCAACCAUAUUUAUUUUAUAAUUACUUUUGUUUUGAAAAACUAAGUUAAUUUAUUAUGUAUUUUAAUUUAUUAUACUAACCAAUACUUCCCUUUUAUAUUAAAAUUUUCUAUUAAAAAUAAUUUUUGUUCUAAUAAAAUAUU